CCUUUGAACAUGUUAUAGCACAUCGUCUCCAAACUUCCCUAACCAAAUAAAUUGUCACAUAGUAGUCGAUAAAAAAAUUGCACAAUAGUGUGUGUUUUGUUUCUUUUGCCGUGAGUAAACAUUAAUUGAUCGUCUAGUAAUAAAUUAAUCUUUUAAAAUGUCACAAGCAAAGUUAAAUGAUCUUGCCGGAAAAUUUGGAAAAGGUGGACCGCCCGGCCUUACAAUGGGGCUCAAGUUUCUUGCAGCCGCCGGUGCUGUAGCUUACGGGGUAUCACAGUCUCUUUAUACAGUCGAAGGUGGUCAUCGGGCUAUAAUUUUCAGUAGAUUGGGAGGUAUUCAGAAAGAAAUUUUUGCUGAAGGACUUCAUUUUCGCAUUCCAUGGCUGCAUUAUCCAAUUAUAUAUGAUAUUAGGUCCCGCCCAAGAAAGAUUUCCUCACCUACUGGAUCUAAAGAUUUACAGAUGGUUAAUAUAUCAUUGAGGGUUUUGUCUAGGCCAAAUGCGGCACAACUCCCAACAAUGUACAGACAAUUAGGCUUAGACUAUGAUGAGAAGGUUUUGCCUUCAAUUUGUAAUGAAGUGCUGAAGAGUGUAGUAGCAAAAUUCAAUGCUUCUCAGCUGAUUACUCAAAGACAGCAGGUAUCUCUGUUAAUCAGAAGAGAACUGGUAGAAAGAGCUGCAGAUUUUAAUAUUAUUCUAGAUGAUGUAUCUAUCACUGAACUGAGUUUUGGAAAGGAGUACACUGCUGCUGUUGAAGCCAAACAAGUGGCACAGCAAGAAGCGCAGAGAGCUGCAUUUGUAGUUGAACGAGCUAAACAAGAAAAGCAACAGAAAAUUGUGCAAGCUGAGGGAGAAGCAGAAGCAGCUAAAAUGUUAGGUCAGGCAGUUGGCCAUAAUCCAGGUUACUUGAAGCUGAGGAAAAUUAGAGCUGCACAGAGUAUUGCAAGAACGAUUGCAAACUCUCAGAAUCGUGUUUAUCUUUCUGGCCAGAGCUUGAUGCUCAAUAUUCAAGACCCAACAUUCGAUGACUUGUCGGACAAACUUAAAAAUGGUGAAAUAUCUCGAGAUGCUCUCUUGAUCAAUCCUUCCCUUAAUCCUUCUGAGCGAUCUUCCUCCUCCGACUCCAAAUCAAACUUAGUCUCGAAUGCAGCAAAUGAUGUUGCACGUCGAAUUUCACUUUCAUAAAUGUUAUUGAUAGUUAUAUAAUGGAUAUGUAUGUAAAUUUAAAGUGCACAGUAGACACAGGUAUUAC
Ctenocephalides felis (cat flea) is the source of this 1250-nucleotide messenger RNA. RefSeq names its product prohibitin-2 (gene Phb2). The record is from RefSeq and is a predicted model, not a curated record. Gene Ontology annotation, biological process: mitochondrion organization. Bases 158 to 1183 code for a protein of 341 amino acids. Lineage: Eukaryota; Metazoa; Arthropoda; Insecta; Siphonaptera; Pulicidae. The transcript is spliced from 7 exons. Gene Ontology annotation, cellular component: mitochondrion; membrane.